Molecule: messenger RNA, 3960 nt
Organism: Hemiscyllium ocellatum (epaulette shark)
Lineage: Eukaryota; Metazoa; Chordata; Chondrichthyes; Orectolobiformes; Hemiscylliidae
Exons: 8
Coding region: 76-1554 (492 amino acids)
Source: RefSeq, a predicted model, not a curated record
GACAGUUCACCUUCAGGACAGUUAGAGAGAGAAACGGAUUGUGAAACGAGCACUGAGGGUUCUCUACAAUCUGCCAUGGCACUCACUGCAUUGCUGUUCAGUCUGUUUGUUCUACUUCAACAAGUUAAUGGCUCCAUAGAUCUCCAUAUCCUACAAUCAGAGAAUGUCCCCACUCUGCACUGUAACCAAUUGUCUGAUGAUGAAGACACUGGAGCCUUGUGCUGGAUCAGUGACCUCAGUUCAGAAUUUCAGGAAAUGACGUGUAGCAAAACAAUGGAUAACAAUGGGGAUUAUGAAGAAAACAGACAUAAGAAAAGUAAACAGCAUCACAGACAAUGCACAACGACCAAAGAUGAAAAGGAGUCUAAUUCGCUGACAUUCAAUGUGAAGCCAGAUAACUCAACAGUAUUUACCUGCACUGUUCUGAAUUCCACAGGAGGAGCCUCAUCGAUCUGUCCAUCCUGGAUCACACUCACAGGACCUAGAUGUGAAGACUACCACCUGAACUUGGUGGUAAAGCUGAAUGAAACUGAUGAAAUAUUUUCUACUGACGAAAGCCCCUCAUCAUUGACAGCGCCAAAGGGACACAAUGUGACUUUACCCUGCCAAUUUGAACUUGACAACGCUUUGCCCUUCACUCUGCUUUGGUUCACAUCUGGAAAUAUUAACAAGUGUCUGUCCUCUGUUCACAUUGAGGGAUAUGAAUUUCAUUUUAACACCCGCUGCUGUGUGGAUGGCAAGUCAGCACAAAGAAUCUUUAACCACAGCUCAUCUAAUCCUACUGGUAAAAUACAGUUCCACAACCUUACCAUUCAGUCAGUGGAGGUGAUGGACACGGGCAGGUAUCUCUGUGUUAUACACGGUGUGACGAAAGGGAAACCUAUCUGGAAGAUUGCAGCAAACAUCUCCCUCACUGUGACAGAGUCGAGUGUGGAAUCUACUCACAGCCCCACCUCAACAUCUGGAAUAUCCCAGGGCACCAGUGAUGGGACUCCCACAAACAGGAAACAACCAAUCAUCACAAUCGUAGCUGUAGUAUGUGUGGUCAUACCAAUUUGCAUUGUUGGGGUUUACUUAAUCAGAAGAAAACAACAAAUGGCCAAAGGUGUUGCAUACGCAGUGGUUCCCAGAAGGGAAAAUUCGGAUGAAAAUGAAAUUGUUGCCUACGCAGUGACAGAGGUUCCAGCACCACCAAGCCAGUCAAAGCCUGACAAAGGGAAGGAGAAAAUCCACACAACCUCUGCUUCCACAGAGCAUGUGUAUUGUUUGAUCAAAGAGCCAGCAGUUAAAGGAGCUAGAGACAAGACUGAAAUUCAGGAAGUGGAAAGCAAAGAUGACAGGAACCAUGGGGCCUCUGCACCCAUCGAACUCAACAACUGGUCACUGCUCAACCAAGGAGAUCCAAUGGCUUUACCGACUGACCCGACGUACUCUUUGAUUGGCAGCCCAGGGGAAGAGAGUCUCAGACAUCCAGUACCACAAUCUGACAUGAAGGCAAAUGACCCAAAUCAUGGCCUGUUAAAAAUGGAGGAAAAUCCGAUUUAUUCUAAAUAGAGGAAACCAUGCCACAGUUGACUAACUGGAGAAUUUCAUGUUUAAAUUCAUAGUGGUGCAUGUUUUUCACAAAUAUUUAAAUAUCUUAGACUUAUCAUAUUCAGGAACAGGUAGUGAAUAUUUUCCCACAGCAGGUACCUGAAAGGGGAGGACUGUUGCUGUGUGGUGGGAUGGAUGCAAUUAGCUAUUGCUGCACCAUUUCUCCUGGCUCAUAUUAUGGGUAUAAGAGAAAUCCGAUAUCAAGAUAAAGUUUUUGUGAUCAAAUUGUCAGCACCUCUGGGCUGACCCACAAUCAGACUUUAGAGGUCCAUCUGGCAGAGUCUAGUAGUAAAGGGUCUAACACUUAUUGUACGACGUAAGUAGAAGAUUGGCUUUACUCUGAACCUUGCCAUAGUCUGGGAAGUGAGCUCCGAAAUGAUUAUAUCCUGUCCCCUCCCUUGAGUUGCUCCAUCCUCUUGUGAUUGAUGUUCUGUGCUUGUUGUGAUGACUAGAACUCACAAACUGGGACUGAAACUAGGGUCAGGAAUUUUCCUCUUUCCUUCCUGGAGGCUGGGAAGCCAGAUAAUGGAUAUACCCACCAACUCCAAAAUGAUGAGGCCGCCUGGAGUGCCGGAUUAAUGAUCACUUUAGGAACCUAAUUCCAUAUGAAAUACCAUUACUUCAGCUCCAGGCAAGGUGAUUCUGAGAUUGUUGAGCUGACUGGUGAACAGGUCCAGGAAGGUCAGCUUGUUGAGGUGGGUUGACAGGGGAAACAGUCCUUGAUUUGUGCAGGUCCAAGGGGCUCAACCCAGGGUGCUUGACUCUUGACUGCUGAGCCUCCUCACUGCCCUCUCUGGUGACCCACCUCUUCCCAUGAACUCCAACCCCAUAGAGCCCCCUUCCCCCCAACCCUCCCCUGCACAAAUAACACAUCUCGCUCAUUCUGUUCCUCCACCUGAGGGUCCAGCAGAAACCACUGUCCCAGCGUCUGCUGGGACUCCCUGCUUCAGCUUUGUAAUUUUAGUAGAUAACCAAUCAGAAGCUUGAUUGAUGUGUGACCUGUGAGUCUUUCUGAACGAAAUAGGCUGUGGGUGAACCCUUAUGUUUCAACUCACCAUCCACCUGACUCAGCUUAAUUGGCCAAAUGUAGUUUGUGGUGCAGCAAGAUCCAAUUUUUAGCCUCCGUUGUCAGGAACGAGGGGACCCAGAGCUGGUGCAGAGUAGGUUUGACACAAAGCCAAUUCUACUCAGCACAAGCCGUAUUAACACUUAGCACAGUGCACGCUAAAACAUGCAGAUAAAAAAAACCUGAAGAUACAGGAGUUCUGAAACAAAGAAAAACAGAAACAAUGAUGUUCAGAGUGGUUUACCUUCAUCACCUGACCUUUCUAUGACAGUAAUCCUUUGUUGAUGCUAGCUUUAACACCAUAUCCUUUCACCUUUCCAUCUGAGACUGUCUAGAUCUCUAGAGUGUAGUCUUUUCUGUCUUGUAACAUCGAGUUGUGAAAGAUGCUCCGCCCAGCUUUGCCUGACCCUCAGGCUAACACAGCACCUCAUUCACUGUGGGAGUGACAGAGAGGGAGCCUGUAAUGAAGGCUGGUCCAUGAAAUGGGUAAUCAUCCUGAUAUUGCUGGAGUGCUGUUUAGAAUUAGUAGCGAUGAGCAUGUCUUGUUGAUGCCUGAGGAAUGUGGAGCAUGAGUUUAGAGAUUCACGCGAAACUUCACAGGCUGAAAAUGUGUAUCAGGAAAUUUGAGUGACAAUCGAGUGCACAAUACAGGUUAACAGGGAGAUACUGAGGGAGUGCUGCAGUGUCAAAGGGGCUGUCUUUGGAUGAAACAUUAAAGCUAGGACCCCUCUCAUCUGUCUGUUAGCCUUUAAGUGUGCUUUGGCUUCAGAGUCCUUAUUUCAAGGUCAAUAUUUUACUUGUUAUUAUCACAAUACUAUUCAGAGAAGCUUGCUGUGUGCAGAUUGGCUGCUAUUUCCUCUAUUUUAAAGUUUCUUCACUCACUGUAAUACAUACUGAAACCUUCCGUGGUUAUGAAAGACUCUCUAUGACUGCAAACUGUCUUUCUGUCCAUCCAUCCAUUUUCGGGAAAGGGGCAACAAACAGAAUUCAAAUGGAAACUGACCCCUGCCGGGGCAAGUGUGUUUUCAUCAACUGUAGCAUAGAAUCUGUUUGAAGAGAUCGACCUCACUAACACAGGAUGGAUCUGGAGGAUCCCACAGAGGGACAAAAGUAUCCAUUACACAUCCAGGGCUGAAAUUGAUCUUUACCAAAUGGACUUUGAUUGGAAUGGAAAUUUGGCACAGCCUGAAACUGGCCACUGAUUAACUGUGAGCUUCACGCAACUGACAAAGACCAAUUUAAUUUCCACCAUACCCAUACCGGGGACUCUGGAACAAGGCAUGCUGCUGUGUGAUAUGCAA